This is a messenger RNA of Fonsecaea multimorphosa CBS 102226, 549 nucleotides long. RefSeq lists its product as uncharacterized. The transcript has a single exon. Gene Ontology annotation, molecular function: endonuclease activity; nucleic acid binding. NCBI's taxonomy places the organism in Eukaryota, Fungi, Ascomycota, Eurotiomycetes, Chaetothyriales, Herpotrichiellaceae. Bases 1 to 549 code for a protein of 182 amino acids. Gene Ontology annotation, biological process: DNA catabolic process. The record is from RefSeq and is a predicted model, not a curated record.
AUGGUGCAGUGGGGGAAAGCGAGCUCCAAAGAGGAAGACCUCCACCAGGUCUGGGACACGCUCAUCAUCCAGAAGCUGCGAGGUUAUAGGAAGCCGCAUGAGAGGAGCCACGCGGACAAUAAUGAAUACGACAAGCAGCUCACGGCGCAGUGGGCGACAGAGCUCAAGGGGAAGCUCGACGAGGACGGCGGCAUUGACGUGUCGGACGAAUGCACCGACAUUGCCAUGCCACAGAAGUGCGCUCUGGCAUGGGCGUCCGAGGCCAACGCCUUCGUCUGCAGCUAUGUGCUUAAGGACGUCGGGACCAAUCUCGGCCCGGACCCCUGUGACGAGUGCUGCGAGUGGGACUGGCAGGGUCCCGAGGACCUGUCCAAGGAGUACUACCAGGGCGCCGUGCCCAUCGUCGAGGAACAGAUUGCCAAAGCCGGGUGGAGACUGGGCCAGUGGAUCAACGCGUUGGCGGAGCAGCGAGUGAGCAUGAAGAGAGCCGGCGUGGUGUUCGUUGGCGACGGCAACCACUUGCAGGUGCAGCCGAAACUGGAGAUGUAG